This is a messenger RNA of Vicia villosa (hairy vetch), 1351 nucleotides long. Its product is annotated as peroxidase E5-like. Lineage: Eukaryota; Viridiplantae; Streptophyta; Magnoliopsida; Fabales; Fabaceae. Gene Ontology annotation, molecular function: heme binding; peroxidase activity. The coding region runs from base 31 to 1161 and encodes 376 amino acids. The record is from RefSeq and is a predicted model, not a curated record. The transcript has 4 exons. Gene Ontology annotation, biological process: response to oxidative stress; hydrogen peroxide catabolic process.
UAAAGCUCUAAUAUCAGUAAGGGAAAAAAAAUGAACCCCCUUCGUCUCAUAGCCACAGCUCUGUGCUGUAUUGCAAUCAUGUUUGGAGGAUUAACCUUCCCCUCAAAUGCCCAACACACUUAUCAAUUUUCCCGUCAAACUUGUCCCGGAUCGCAGUGUAUUGUCUCAAAUGCACAACUUGAUCCAUUUUUUUAUAGUCAAACUUGUCCCCAAUUGCAGUCUAUUGUAAAUCAAAUCUUAGUCAACGUUGCUACGAAGGAUCCCCGAAUGCCUGCUAGUCUCAUCAGGCUCCACUUUCACGAUUGCUUUGUUCAAGGUUGUGAUGCAUCCGUUUUGUUGAACACAACUUCUACUAUUGCGAGUGAGCAAGAAGCCUUCCCAAAUACCAAGUCCUUAAGAGGUUUAGAUGUUAUAAACCAGAUCAAAACAGCUGUGGAAAGUGCUUGUCCAAACAUUGUUUCUUGUGCUGAUAUUCUUGCACUUUCUGCUGAAUUAUCUUCCGUUUUGGCCGGAGGUCCAGGUUGGUCGAUUCCGCUGGGAAGAAGAGAUAGUCUAACAGCUAAUAAAGCCCUUGCUAAUCAAAAUCUUCCAGGUCCAUCUUCCAGUCUAAGUGAACUGAAAUCUGCUUUCGCUGCUCAAGGCCUCAGCGCACUUGAUCUAGCAUCACUAUUAGGUGCUCAUUCAUUUGGAAGAUUGCGUUGCAAAUUUUUCCAUAGUCGAUUAUACAACUUCCACAGUACUGGAAAGCCUGAUCCAGCUAUUGAUCCAACUUACUUAAAAGUAUUACAAAAUCAGUGUCCUCAGAACGGGUGUGGAGAAGAAAACCUUGUCAAUUUUGAUCCAACGAGUCCAGAUAAUUUGGACAACAACUUCUACAAAAAUCUUCAAGGUAAAAAGGGUUUGCUCCAAAGUGAUCAAGAAUUGUUCUCAACACCAGGUGAAGAUACUACUAUUUUUGUCAACUUUUUUGCCAUUAGCCAAUAUGUUUUCCAUCAGAAUUUUGGGGCUUCGAUGAUUAAAAUGGGAAAUAUUGGCGUGCUUAUGGGAAAGAAAGGUGAAAUUAGAAAACAAUGCAAUUUUGUUAACCAGCAAUCUUUUGUUGCCCCAGUGACCUCCACAGGAUCAUUUCAGGGGGGUUGGGCUAAUUCAAGAUACGUAUAGUUUGAAAUAAAGAAAUGAUAGCUAGGUACAUUUGUGCCAUAAGCUUUGUUACGUGCUUUGUGUGUGUGUAAGCUUUGUUACGUGCUUUGUGUGUGUGUGUGGAAGAUAAUUUUCUUUUAUGUAAUGUUUUAAAUAAUAUUCACUCUUACCAAUUACAAGCUCUUGUUCCUUUGCAUUGAUUGAAAAUAAA